CCUUCCGCUGGCUAGCGCCCCGCAGGCUCCGAGCUUCCUCGACCCGCUCGGCGCCAUGGCGUCUCAGGGCCGCCGGCGGAGGCCUCCGCGAAAGCCCGGGACGGUGGUGCGCGGAGAGGCGGCCGAGACAGACUCGGAGCUCUCCGCGUCCUCGUCGGAGGAGGAGGAGCUGUACCUCGGACCCUCGGGCCCGACGCGCGGCCGCCCCACCGGGCUGCGGGUGGCCGGGGAAGCCGCGGAGACCGACUCGGACCCGGAACCGGAACCGACGGCCGCGCCGAGGGACCUGCCGCCACUUGUGGUGCAGCGGGAAACGGCCGGGGAGGCGUGGGGUACGGAGGAGGCCCCGGCGCCCGCCCCCGCGCGCUCGCUGCUGCAGCUCAGGCUGGCGGAGAGCCAGGUGCGCCUGGACCACGACGUAGCGGCCGCCGUGAGCGGCGUGUACCGCCGCGCGGGCCGCGAUGUGGCCGCCCUGGCCGGUAGACUGGCGGCCGCCCAGGCGGCGGGGUUGGCAGCCGCCCACAGUGUGCGCCUGGCGCGGGGGGACCUCUGCGCGCUGGCCGAGCGAUUGGAUAUCGUGGCCGGCUGCUGCCUGCUGCCUGACAUCCGCGGCGUGCCCGGGACCGAGCCCGAGCAAGACCCAGGACCGCGGGCCUAGCCAUGACCCACUCCCAGCCUAACCCUGGGACCUGGUUCCGUACCCUGCAUAGCCCCCUCCCAUCUUGCUGUCACCCUCAGGGCCAACCCCACCCCCUGGAUAAGGUAGUGUGUGUGUUUGGGGGGUGGGUGUAAUGGUGCUCAGCCGCUCCCCCACCCCCUUGCAUCUGGUUACUCCCCUUCCUGGUUCCUCCCCAACCGUGUCUGAGGCUUGGCUCCAGCCCGUGGGUAACUGGCCGCUUCUUGAUCUGUCUCCAUCCUGAAGGCUCACUGUGCCCCACCUUUCCUUGCGCUCUGCCUCUCUAAGUUUGGUGUUUGUUCCCAGGGGCUGAUGCUGCUGCUUCCCACAGGAGCUCUGGCAUCUGUUGGUUGGGGCUGCCACCGUCCUCUCUGUGCAGACACCGCUCUUCCGCUGGGUAGCUCAUCUUGCAGGCUCUGAGCUUCCUGGCACCUGCCUUUACCACCUCGACUCUGCCUCCACUUCUAGCUACACUUCUGGAAUUUUGUCUGCCUGGGCUGGACCCUUUUUCUGCUCCCCAGGGCUGGCCCUGAUUCCAACUCCUGGUUUUAGUCCUUGCUCUGCCAUCUCCUGGCCCCUCCUCAUGUGAAUCUCUUCCCCGUUGGCCUGAUCUUGUCUCCUGGGUCCAGUUUUACCCUUAGGAUUGGUUUUGCUUUUUUAUCCUUUUCCUAUGCUGCGCAUACUACCUGCCUGAUCCUAGGUUCUGGAAACCGCCUAUGGUUUCCAUCAUCAGGCCCAAGAUGAGGCCCCCUCCUGACCCAAGGUGGCACGUUGUGCCUGAGCUCCAGAUACAAAAUGGGCCUCCUGACUCUCCAGGUGGGUAGUGGCACCCUUCAGGCACUUUAGCUCACUACACACUGCCCUGGUACUUUGGGUGCAAUAUGAUGCCAAUUUGCAGAGAAAGAUCACACACUUGGUGUUUGGUCACUGUGUUGACCCCUGGAUGCUAAGAGGACUUGGAUAUCUUUUUCUUCGUCUCGCCCCAGCCCUAGUCCCUCAUUCAUUCUUCUCCCCACUCUUUUAUCCCAACCUGAAGCUGAGGUCUGAGUCCCCAGGAUGGAGAAAUGUGCGAGUGUUCUGUGGCAGACUCAUUAAAAUGCAAAACAUUUACUGAAAUGAUCAGUUCCUCUUGUCCCCACACCUUUGCUGGGAGUGGGUUAGUUAGUGAUUUCUUUAAGAAUGGGGGUCCCAAGAGAGAGGUCCUUCCUGCCUGGCUUAUUGAAGGUGAAGCUAUAGCUGGAAAUGAGGGCCCUGGUUUUUUGUUUGUUUGUUUGUUUUUGGCCUGGUUCUGCAUUUAUUUAUAUUUUGUUAACUCAACAUACACUUAUUUACUGGGCACCUGUUCUGUGUCCUGUGCUGGGCACAGGAGAUGCAAUAGCCAGUGUGGGUCCUCGCCAAGCUCAGCCCACUGGGAGAGACAGACAUUAAUAAAA
Messenger RNA from Molossus molossus (Pallas's mastiff bat), 2109 nucleotides. RefSeq names its product biogenesis of lysosomal organelles complex 1 subunit 3 (gene BLOC1S3). The record is from RefSeq and is a predicted model, not a curated record. NCBI's taxonomy places the organism in Eukaryota, Metazoa, Chordata, Mammalia, Chiroptera, Molossidae. The transcript has 2 exons. The coding region runs from base 56 to 658 and encodes 200 amino acids. Gene Ontology annotation, cellular component: BLOC-1 complex.